GUCACGACCAUCUAUACUGACUUGCAAACGUUGCAUCUCUCCGCUACUUCGUCUGCAUUGUGUAGUCCUUGCGGACAGACCACUUGACUGCGAUGACCACGGGGAGGUCCUCCAUGUUGAACUGGGACGUCCUCGAUAUCGUUCUGUCAUUCGCAAACCCAUAUGAGGCCCUCCAAUUCUCCAUGACCUGUCGCGACGGCCACAAUCUAGCGAUACCCCGUUUCUUAGAAGAAAUCGAAUUCCCGCUUCCCUGGCUACGUUUACCGGGCGCAAAACGCUCGUCAUUGGCUUAUCCUGAGCUCUUCGAGGGCUUCCGCGCUUACAUGCUCGACUCACCGUAUGCGUCCGAUCGCCUCCGAAAGCUCAAGGCUCUUACCCUCGGGGAUGAUGCUUUUUGCGUUGAACGGGGCAAACGAGGCUCAGCCACCGAACCGCCAACGUACACCCUCACUCUUGCAGCACCGCUCGCGGAUGUCAUCCGGGGUGCAGUGGAACUACGCAAAAUCUCCAUUCAUUACGCAGAAGAGAUCUUUGACGACGUGCCGCAGCUCAUAGAUGCCAUAGCAAGCCUCCCGCGUCUCCAGGAGGUCCGUUUCUGGGACGCCGAUGUGUUGACACUCGGUCUUCUGUCCAGGAUGCAGAGUCGCCCCAGGAAAGCGGAACUCCGCGUCGUCGAAUAUAACGAUCGAGAGACGGAUGAGAGGUGGUGGGGCGAUCAUGCCUUCGGGGAUGACCGCUUUCUAAGCAACUUCACUGAAUCCCUGGAGGUUCUGAGUCUCCAUGGAGGCUUGAACAUCAUACAGGAGCUCGAACCACCAAUGGUUUGGCGUGCUGUUCGUGAACUCAAACUCGCUGAGGCUGAAGAGUAUUACGAUCAAUGGGAUCGGCAGGAGCGGGAGCCGUACCAGUGGUUUCAGGUUGCUGGGCGCGAAGAGCAGUCGGAGGUGGAUGUGGAGACUCUGUCGGACGAGGAAGGAGGUCGCGUCCAGUCUGGACUCUUCAGCAUGGCCUGA
Molecule: messenger RNA, 1013 nt
Organism: Fomitopsis serialis
Lineage: Eukaryota; Fungi; Basidiomycota; Agaricomycetes; Polyporales; Fomitopsidaceae
Exons: 3
Coding region: 93-1013 (306 amino acids)
Source: RefSeq, a predicted model, not a curated record